This is a messenger RNA of Scylla paramamosain (green mud crab), 1925 nucleotides long. RefSeq lists its product as uncharacterized. The record is from RefSeq and is a predicted model, not a curated record. The coding region runs from base 490 to 1356 and encodes 288 amino acids. The transcript is spliced from 4 exons. Lineage: Eukaryota; Metazoa; Arthropoda; Malacostraca; Decapoda; Portunidae. Gene Ontology annotation, molecular function: acyltransferase activity, transferring groups other than amino-acyl groups.
GUACUCUCCAGGGGAGAAUAUUAUCAAGGGAUCCUAAAACUAGGGCUGAUAAUUUCGGGAAUAUCUCAGUGUGCCUGAGAUUCCUCUCUGUCAGGUGUUCUUCUUUGCCUUUAUUAACCCCUAGUGAUGUUGUCACCAAUAUCUUCUGUCUUGUGUAUCCUCUUCUUCCGGUGUCAUAUUGGAUAUGCACUCCCCCAAAAUAAGUACUCCCCAGUACAAAUUCAUUAUUAAAGGUAAUCCCCGAGUCAUUAUUCCAUAUGGCAAAUGUACUCUCUCCUGUGAAAUAAGUACUCCCACACUUAGGAAGGAUGAGGAGGUAAUGAGACAUAGAAACGAAUUUCGUGAAUUCAAUUCCAAUUCGACUAUCCUUUGUGGACUCGAACGUGCUCGUCUACGCAUUUGAAACUGAGAUCGCGGAACGAAACCGACCCAGCCACAAAGGUAAUUGAACUUUACAGUUUGCUGCCAGUGUCCUGAUUGUUGUUGACAAUGCCGCACGUGCCAUUUGACUUUAUAUAUCAGUAUCUUCUGAAAGGUGUGUGGCCCCCUACUGUAUGUACCAAAGGGGAAAAAGCCAACUUCCGAAAGGCAUGUAGACCCUUUGCUGUUAAGGGUGAAGAACUAUUCUACAAGAAGGUGAAAAAUGACGAGACUGGAGAGAAAGUGGAGGGACCACACGACAUCCAAGUGUUCUGGAGCCUUGAGGAACACACUGCCGAGGACGUGGCCGACUACCUCUUUCACACCCUUGAUCUGGAUUGGAGUCAACAUUUGUUUUCAAUAAGCCUCCCUGAUAUUCUGCUGCCGUCACUCCAGUUGCUGGAGAACAUCGGAGGCCGGCAAGUGCGGAUUCAGCCCAAGUUACAUGGACAUCUGUACAUCUUCCAAGAACCAGCAAUACUGAGCACCAAGCAAAUAAAGCUGCUCCCAGAAUAUCAAGUGACCCACCUGAAGGAGGAUGACGUGUCACUGAUAUGGAAAAACUGGGAGUUCAACUCUUUGGACUCAGUGAACAGUAUGAGGCACAGCAUCAUCAACUUCCCGUCCGUUGGCAUCCGCAAGCGCAUCCCUACAGACAAUACCGGGCAGCUGCAAGAGGAAGCAGGGGAGACAUUAGUGUCGUGGGUUCGAAUGAGUAAAUAUGGGUAUAUGGGCAGCACCUUCACGUUACCGCAGCAUCGACGCAGAGGUUUGGCUAGCACGGCUACUCUGAUCUUGACUCGGCAGCUACAGCAGGAGAGUCUCUUGCCUGCUGUCAUUAUUGAAAAUAGCAACACCGCUUCCAUCAAAUUCCAUAGUGAUCUGGGGUUUGAGCGGCAAUGUGCCCUAUCUAUGGUCGUGCUGCUGCCCGCUUAGGUUACAUAUGAACAAACAACAAAGCCACACAAUGAAUGCAGUGACAGAGAUCACAUUAAUUAAGCCUUCAGGAUUUCAAAGCAUGAAACACUUGUGCUCGCACCAACGACGUGCCUUAACACUGAAAAUCGUUGCGACACACAUUGCUUUCCAAGUUAUUAUUUUCCUGCUCAUGUCAAGACACGCUAUACGAGGUGGGUGCGUUUAAUAACCACGGGAAGACACAAUCGCCCAUUGUCCUACACACACGUGCCUGCUUGAUUGCGUGCGUGCUUGAUAAAGAAUGCAGUGACAGAGAUCACAUUAAGCCUUCAGGAUUUCAAAGCAUGAAACACUUGUGCUCACACCAACGACGUGCCCUAACACUAAAAAUCGUUGCGACACACAUUGUCUUCCAAGUUAUUAUUUUCCUGCUCAUGUCAAGACACACUAUACGAGGUGGGUGCCUUUAAUACCCGCGGGAAGACACAAUCGCCCAUUGUCCUACACACACGUGCCCAAUUAUUUACAUAUUGAUUUCAUAUUGUGAGCUCUCAUAUUGUACCCUUAGAUUAUAUUACAUUGCUUCA